UUAGGUUAAGAUUUGUGUCACGGUGUCCGUACUAGGUGCUUGGAUUUCGUGUUCACGUGAAAAAAAGGUUUGGAAUCGAGAAUUUUGUAUGUUGCCGGAGGAGCAAGGCAAGGGAAUUGGAAAGGACCACUCAGCUCAGUCAGUCACCAAUACGCACCCUGGUCUGGUAGGUCUGCUGAUUCUGACCUUCCCUGCAAGCGACGUCCGUGUUCUUACAUAUCAGCAGCAUAAAUGUGCUGCCAUAUAUAGCCACCUGAUCUCUUCUCUGUGGCCGUACGUGUUCUUUCAUUUUGAGCCUCGACGACAGGAGGAGGAUGGCGCAGUUUUUCAGCCGCAUGUGGGACAGAGCUCAAGGCAAGCUGGAUGUUCUGAGGAUUUGCGAGAAGGUGUUCGAGGAAUUGGCCGUCAUGAACACCGCCAAGAACACCAAGCUCCUGGACAUCAGCUCCCUUCACGUCGCCACCCUCAUGGUCUACAACUCGAUCAACAAGCAGCUGGUCGGACCUCACAAGGACCCUCCCUGCAUGCAGGUCAUCUCUUACAAAAUGGAGAGCUACCGGGCAGUGAAGCCGGAGGGGAUAACGCAGCAGGAGUUCCGGGAGCUGAUCAUGGAGUGGGUGAAGAAGGACCUGCGCCUCGUCCUGGCCAACAAGGCUGCGGUGGCGAUCCUGGCGGCGCCGCUGCUUGCCGUCUCGGCCAAGAACGCCGGCAGGCAGGUGCCGAGGAUGAGGGACACUGUCGACAAGGUGCCCACGCCGCUGCUCUUCGUAGUCUUCUCUGCCGGGCUCAUGCUCCUGCAGGACGUCAGGGCGGGGAAGCAGUGAGCACCUGUAUCUGUAUGAGUACGCCAUCAACAAUGUAUUUAAGCUGCAGCCAUUGAAUGAAAUUUGUAUGCAAA
This is a messenger RNA of Lolium perenne, 898 nucleotides long. RefSeq lists its product as uncharacterized. NCBI's taxonomy places the organism in Eukaryota, Viridiplantae, Streptophyta, Magnoliopsida, Poales, Poaceae. The record is from RefSeq and is a predicted model, not a curated record.